Exserohilum turcica Et28A is the source of this 1677-nucleotide messenger RNA. RefSeq lists its product as uncharacterized. NCBI's taxonomy places the organism in Eukaryota, Fungi, Ascomycota, Dothideomycetes, Pleosporales, Pleosporaceae. The transcript has 2 exons. Gene Ontology annotation, cellular component: membrane. Bases 1 to 1677 code for a protein of 558 amino acids. Gene Ontology annotation, molecular function: amino acid transmembrane transporter activity. Gene Ontology annotation, biological process: amino acid transmembrane transport. The record is from RefSeq and is a predicted model, not a curated record.
AUGCCCAACCACCACAUGGCCGACGAGAAGCCUGCGGAUGCCCCCUAUGGCUACGAGGAGAACAACAUCGGCUUCGAGGAGCCCUUUGUCCAUGGCGCUGCCACUGUUGGCGGCGAGACGGGCCGUGGAGGCGACACCCACCGUGGACUGAAGAGUAGACACAUCCAGUUUCUUGCCCUUGGUGGUGCCAUUGGUACUGGUCUCUUCAUUGGUUCUGGAUCCAUCCUCGCCCUCGUGGGCCCAGCGCCGCUCUUCAUGGCAUACCUCAGCAUGAUGAUCGUCGUGUACAAUGUCAUGAACAACCUGGCUGAAAUCGUCACGUACCUACCCAUGCGUGGCAUCACCAUCCCCUACUUUGUCAAGCGAUUUGUAGACCCCAGCUUAGCCUUUGCCACCGGAUGGAACUACUGGUAUGCCUACGCCAUCCUGGUUGCUGCCGAAGCCACGGCCGGAGCCAUUCUCGUUGAUUACUGGCAUACUGGUGUCCACAAUGCUGUCUGGAUCACCAUUUUCCUAGUCGUCGUUCUUUUCCUCAACAUUGUCGCCGUCGAGCUAUUUGGAGAAGCCGAGUUCUGGUUUGCUUCGAUUAAGUUCAUCACCAUUAUGGGCCUGAUUAUCCUAGGUUUUGUCAUCAUGCUCGGUGGCAGUCCAAAUGACCAAGGCCGCCUUGGAUUUAGGUACUGGAACAACCCUGGCGCCUUUAAACCAUACAUUGUAGAUGGAGACGCCGGAAAAUUCCUUGCCUACUGGACUGCCUUUGUCCGCGCUGGUUUCGCCUUCAUCACUUCGCCCGAGCUGAUUGCCCUUGCUGCUGGUGAGACUAUUGCACCUCGCCGAAACAUUCCCAAGGCUGCCGGCCGCUUUGUCUACCGUCUGGCCAUCUUCUACGGUCUUGGGUCUUUCAUCAUUGGCGUCGUUGUCCCCUCUAAUGACGACCGUCUCCUCAGUGGCAAAUCCAAUGCCUCCGCGUCUCCCUUUGUCAUCGGUAUUCAGAGGGCAGGAAUCCAGGGAUUGAACCACGUUGUCAAUGCCGCCGUUUUGACCUCUGCUUGGUCCGCUGGAAACGCUUUCCUCUUCUCCGGUUCCCGUAUCUUGUACGGCAUGGCGCUUAACGGCGAGGCUCCCAAGAUCUUUGGCAGGACUAGCAAGAAGGGUGUGCCGUACGUGGCUGUCCUCGCGACUUGGACCAUUGGUCUCCUGGCCUACCUCAACGUUUCCAACACGGGUGCCCAAGUCUUCCUAUGGUUCUCCAACAUCUCCACCAUCUCCGGUUUCAUCGCCUGGAUCGUCGUCAUGAUCACCUACCUCCGCUUCCGCAAAGCCAUGAUCUUCAACAACAUCCUCGACACUCUUCCCUACCGCGCCCCCUUCCAGCCUUACCUCACCUACUUUAUCCUCACCAUCGUCACGCUUCUCACCCUCACAAACGGCUUUCAGGUCUUUGUCUCCAAGAACUGGAACGUCUCCGACUUUUUGGCCGCCUACAUCACCAUUCCCAUCUUCCUCGUCCUCUACUUUGGCCACAAGAUCGUCACAAGGACCGCCUUUGCUAUCCCAGUUGGUAGCAUCGACGUUACGACGGGUGUACGAGAGAUGAACGAAAUGUGCAAGGACGACUUUACCAAUGCACCUGUGCCAAGGAACCUUUUACAGAGGGUUUGGUACUGGAUUGCGUAG